AUGUCGGCUGCGCCCGCAUUCAAGUCAUUUCGCCUCUCGCUCGUCCAGCUGGGUCAGAUCGGCCCAGACAAAGCAAAGAAUCUCAGCCAUGCUAGGGACAUGCUCCUGAAGGCAGCCAAUGCGAAGGAAAAACCAGACCUCAUCGUGUUGCCUGAAUGCUUCAACUCGCCGUAUGGGCAUGUGCACUUCCCCGUGUACGCUGAGGCUAUCGACUAUUCACCUAAGGCUGCGUAUGAUGCGGCCUCCUCUCCCUCCGAGUCGGUUCGCAUGUUAUCUCAGGCAGCGAAAGAAACAGGCGCUUGGAUCGUAGGGGGAUCUAUUCCCGAAAAUUUUGAGGGAAAGUUCUUCAACACCUGCACGGUGUAUUCCCCCGAGGGCGAACUCGUUGCACUACACCGGAAGGUCCAUUUGUUCGACAUCGACAUCCCCGGCAAGAUCACCUUCAAGGAGAGUGAAACUUUAAGCCCCGGCACAUCGACGAACUAUUUUGACACCGAUUUCGCUCGGAUCGGUCUCGGCAUUUGUUACGAUGUGCGCUUUCCAGAACUCGCAAUGAUUGCCGCGAGGCAGGGAUGUCAAGUAAUCAUUUACCCUGGCGCGUUCAAUUUGACCACGGGGCCUCUCCACUGGGAAUUACUGCAGCGCGCACGCGCGGUCGACAAUCAGAUUUUCGUGUCCAUGUGCAGCCCAGCUAGGGACCUGACGGCUGGGUACCACGCUUGGGGUCAUUCGAUGGUGGUCGAUCCGAUGGGGAAGGUGCUGGCGGAGGCAGACCACGAAGAGGCCAUCAUAACCGCACAAAUUGAUCCGCAAGUAUUGCAUGAAACACGCAAGGGUAUCCCCGUCACGACGCAACGCCGGUUCGAUGUGUACCCAGAUAUCAGUGCCGGACAGCCGGCGGCCUAAAGCAUCGAGAUUCAAAGGGUGUAUUAUGGUCGUCAACCCUCGAGGAGAACGGGCCGGAUGCUUCCAUCGCUUGUGUAUUCUACAUGAGGUUGUCACGUCGCUGACGUGGUCAAAGGGCAAUCGAAACAGACCGGGACAGAGUUCAUGCCCCGUCCAGAGAUGGAUGCUUAGUGCUGUAAGCACGCC
Punctularia strigosozonata HHB-11173 SS5 is the source of this 1092-nucleotide messenger RNA. Its product is annotated as carbon-nitrogen hydrolase. The coding region runs from base 1 to 906 and encodes 301 amino acids. The transcript has 9 exons. The record is from RefSeq and is a predicted model, not a curated record. Gene Ontology annotation, biological process: L-glutamine metabolic process; oxaloacetate metabolic process. Gene Ontology annotation, cellular component: mitochondrion. Lineage: Eukaryota; Fungi; Basidiomycota; Agaricomycetes; Corticiales; Punctulariaceae. Gene Ontology annotation, molecular function: omega-amidase activity.